Messenger RNA from Anolis carolinensis (green anole), 757 nucleotides. It is a transcript of the gene vsig2, whose product is annotated as V-set and immunoglobulin domain containing 2. Bases 128 to 757 code for a protein of 209 amino acids. The record is from RefSeq and is a predicted model, not a curated record. The transcript is spliced from 4 exons. Lineage: Eukaryota; Metazoa; Chordata; Lepidosauria; Squamata; Anolidae.
GACCACUGCUUCCAUGGCCCAUGCCAGGUGAAUGAGGCUAGGGUUGCAUUUGAAAAAGUAACCUUUCCAAACUCUGUCCCAUGCCAAGAGGUACCUCUUUCCAGUCGAGUCUUCCUUCUCUUUGCAGAUGGUCUUCUUCACGAACAAUGUGCUGUACAAACCAGGCUCUCAGUCUGAACGGAUCAGCCUGAUUCAAGACCCUCCCACGUUGGGAGAUGCAUCCAUUCUACUGAAGAAUAUCCGGGCAUCGGAUGCAGGCACCUAUAUCUGUGACGUGAACAAUCCUCCAGACUUUUAUGGAACUAGCUCUGGUCUUAUCCAACUCACAGUUUUAAUGCCUCCCUCUGCUCCAGUUUGCCAAGGGACCACCUCAGCUUCCGUGGGUUCGGACGUAAAGCUGACUUGCAACUCUUCCGAAGGUGUCCCUGCCCCUGUUUACUCCUGGACUCUCCUGGAUUCCAAGGUUGCUGUACCAGUUUCCAACAUGGUACAAAGUAGGUGGAUUGAUGCUUUGUUUGGACUCACAAUUAAUAUAAAAAAUCAUGCCAAUCUAUUUUUAAAAACCUGUUCCGUUGGUGCCAUUUUUCUCCUUGCCAAUUGUUUUGGAGGCUGGCUUUCCCCAGCUAAUGAUGACCGAACAGGGUCUCUAAUCCUGAGAAAUGUUUCGCUUGCGUUCGCUGGGACAUAUCAGUGUGUAUCCUCCAAUGAAUUAGGGCAACACAACUGCCAGAUAACCCUUCAUGUGACAGGAACUUAA